UUGUUUCUCCCCUCACUUGUCCACGCUGCUUACACCCACAAGUUCUCCAAGAGUCCUCGGCAAGACACCACCAGGACCCCCCCCUCCAACUCUCCUCCGCUCCACUUCAUUCGCAGACAGCCUUGCGCACUCUUUUUUGGAUCGUCUUUCGGCGCAUUCCAGCAGGGGACAUCCGUGCGUAAUAACGUUAUUACGCACGACUUCGGCUGUAGAAAAUACGCACGUUUGGUAAUUUUAUUGUAUUCUUUUAAUAUGUGGCUACAUUUCUAGACUUUUGUUGAGGUGUUUGUGUUCUUUUUGGUGCAUUGAGAACGCUUAAGAUACACAGGCAUCACUUUAGUGCUGGUGCGUAACGUGGUUGUUUGUGCAGGUGUAAUGCAACAGGUGUCUGAUAUUGUUGGACAGAAUAAUAAGUGCAAAUAAUCGGAGAGAGAGAAAGAGAGAGAGAGAGAGAGAGAGAGAGGGAGAGAGAGAGAGACCCCCUGGAGACAAACUAAGAGAGGAAGAGGAGGAGGCCGCCGGUCUGAGAGAAGAGGAGAGAGUGAGGGAGUGAGGGAGUGUUUUAAAGCCCACUGGAGGCAUGAUGUCCUACAUUAAGCAACCCCAUUACGCCGUGAACGGGUUAACACUGUCCGGCCCGGGCAUGGAUCUGCUCCACACCGCCGCCGUUGGAUACCCGAGUACCCCACGUAAACAACGUCGGGAACGCACCACCUUCACCAGGGCCCAGCUGGACAUCCUGGAGGCUUUGUUUGCCAAAACCCGUUAUCCAGACAUCUUCAUGAGGGAGGAGGUGGCCCUCAAGAUCAACUUACCUGAGUCCAGAGUACAGGUGUGGUUCAAGAACCGCCGUGCCAAAUGCCGCCAACAGCAGCAACAAAGCACAGGCCAGUCCAAACCGCGGCCCCCCAAGAAGAAGUCCUCCCCAGCCCGUGAAGCGAGCGCCGAGGCCACCGCCAACCCCGCCAACGGACCCUACAGCCCACCGCCUCCUCCACCGGGCACCGCCAUCACCGCCAGUUCCAGUUCUGCCAGCGCCACCGUGUCCAUCUGGAGCCCGGCGUCCAUCUCCCCAUUGCCGGACCCCCUGUCCGCUUCCACCACCCCCUGCAUGCAGCGUGCCGCCACCUACCCCAUGACCUACAGCCAGGCCCCGGCCUACAGCCAGAGCUACGCGGGUUCCUCCUCUUACUUCACCGGCCUGGACUGCAGCUCCUACUUAUCCCCCAUGCACCCGCAGCUGUCGGGCACUGGGGGGGCCCUCAGCCCCAUCACCGCCUCUUCCAUGGGCGGGCCCCUCAGCCAGUCCCCGGCGUCCCUCUCCUCACAAGGCUACACGGCCGCCUCACUGGGCUUUGGAGCCGUCGACUGCCUGGACUACAAGGACCAAUCUGCCUGGAAACUCAAUUUCAACGCCACUGACUGUCUGGACUACAAAGACCAGAGCUCCUGGAAGUUCCAGGUCUUGUAAUUAUCAUCAAAUGAGGGGUCGAGAAGGAGUGGACUUGAGAGCGGGUUGCUGAAUACACACAAUUCCCAAUUUUCAAUUCCCAAUCAUCAAACCUAGAAACCAACGGCGACAAUGAAGAAGUUCAACUGAGUGGUGUAGAAGGUCCAACUUGUGCCUUUUACAGGGCAAGAAACCGUAUUUGGUCUCUUAAAACAGAUCUCACACACCUACAGGACAGUAGAACUAUGCUCAUUCAAUAUCAUGAAUUAUUAAUUAUUAUCAACCAUGGAAAAUAUUUCAACUUUCUGGUCUUAAAAUGAUGAAUUCCAAGUAUUGGAUCAACGAUAUCACUGAUGACUUCAUGACUGGAAGGAACAGGGCACUUUAUUUGUACUAACACAUCAGUAGUACUCUUAGAAAUUGUACAUUUUGUGUAUUGUCAACAGCCUUGAUAGCAACACGGACAAUCGGUGACAAAGUGUUGACAUGCAAGCCGACAGUUCAACUCCGCACCCAACAGAGGAGCUGAUCGAUGCUGAUGACUCCCCCCCCCCCAACCCCGGUAGCCUUGUUUGAUACGGACCCCCUCCAUCCUUUGUGUGUGUGUGAUACAAGCCAAGAGGGUGGAGUGUGAGUCCCUGAAGUGACUGCAGUACAAACCCGUUGCCUUUGCCUUUGAGCAUGCUUGGAAUCAUCAAGAGAACGGCUCACGCGUUGUUGGUUUAAUAGGAUCAACUCCUAAUUUGGGCAACAAUGGCUGCAUUGUGGCUAUUGGCACUCAAGAACUAAAGACCCCCCCACGUCACCCCAUGUCACCCCAUGUUCCUUUUCACGGGACGUUAGCAGACGACGGCUUGUUCAAGCAGUUCUGCCUAUUAUGUUUCAUUGACUUUAUUAUUUUUUUUUUUUUUUUUUUGCGAGAGGCUCAAAGACUGCACCACAGAAAGGGAAAGGAGGUGCCAAUCUGCCCCCCCCCCCCCCCCCCCCAGCACAGAGAGUUCGGUGUCUCUCAAAUCCAAUUUGUAAAGAUGUGAUGCGUACCAAUAUAUGUAUUUCAUGUAUCUUUGAUUUUUUUUUUUAUGUAUUAGAUUUCAUAUUGUUAUGUUUCUUUCAACAUUUGUGGAUUCGUCAAAGUAACAAAAAAAAACUGUGUUAAUUUGUUUUGAAGUUGCUAUUAUUAUUAUUAUUAUUAUCAGUAUUAUUACUGUCACCGUUCAUAUGAUUUCUUCAGAUGACAUUUGCGAAAAUGCUUUUUGUAAAUAUUCAAUCACAUCUGACGUGCGCACGCCAUGCAACAAUCGUAUUAUGAAAUCUUAGACAACUGCCAACUUUUCACGUUUUUCCUGUUUCUAUUUUUCUUAUUAUUAUUUUCAAACUCAGGGUUUUAUCGGAUGAAAGUAGCAGUAAUAGGAAGACGGACGUUUAUGCUUCUUAGUGGUUUACUGUACUUUUAUCUUUUGCGUAAAUACUACAUCAUGAAUGAUUCUUUUUUUCUUUUUGUAUUUGAUUUCAUUUGUCUCCUGUGUUUGACCAGUCGCACCGCUACCUUGCUAGAUAGAUAUUAAACAACUUUAUUUAAACGCCG
Doryrhamphus excisus (bluestripe pipefish) is the source of this 3035-nucleotide messenger RNA. Its product is annotated as homeobox protein otx5-like. Lineage: Eukaryota; Metazoa; Chordata; Actinopteri; Syngnathiformes; Syngnathidae. Gene Ontology annotation, cellular component: nucleus. Gene Ontology annotation, biological process: multicellular organism development; regulation of transcription by RNA polymerase II. The record is from RefSeq and is a predicted model, not a curated record. Gene Ontology annotation, molecular function: RNA polymerase II cis-regulatory region sequence-specific DNA binding; DNA-binding transcription factor activity, RNA polymerase II-specific.